AUGGAGACCGAGACGGCCCUGAGUGAACGAGGGAAACUGGCUGAGACUGGGUGGUGUCUUUUCCCGUCUUCAGCAAGUUCCCGUGAUGUCUGCAAUGAAUCAGAUGUGAGUCAUCUUUUAAAUUUUUAGCAUAAAUUCUGUGUCACUGUUGAUGUCUCCAGUUUACACCAUUUUUUGUCUGCAAACAUGGCUGGUUGCUUCGGGCUGCACUGAAAAUUUCUGUCAUUUCAGCCGUCUACAAAGCCCACUGUCUUAAUUUUUUUUGAAGAAUGGCUAAUUCCAACUUUAACGACAGCAGUAAAGUUCUAUCCAAUAUCGUCCGAAAUUAUAGUACAUACACCUGGAACUCGAACAUUCACUUCUUAUCAUAAAUAAUUUUGUUCCCAAUUUUUCAGCCUGUAUCCAAAGCUUUUUCUGCAACUCAGCUAGCAAAUUACAGAAAAGAUUGAUGACAGUUCAUGCAAAUGGGAUUUAUUGUGGGCUUUCUAGUGGACUUCGCUGUUAUUCGAAUCCUCAAUCCUACAUCUUUACACCUUUACCCAUGUAAUUCCUUCGCACUUUCACACCGCCUUUAUUUAAGGUGCUCUGUGGAAUUGUCCUCUUUACAAAGCACUGCCCUAAACUCCCUUGACUUCCUCCGUACUCUCUGCGCCAGUCGUAUCUUUAGCGUUAAGUUACACCACAUUUGGGGGCAUUUCCAAAAACCUACAGGAUUUCUACCGAUGUCACUUGUAGGGACGUGGAUAUCUUCACAUGUGAACUAAUUUGUCCAAUCCAGGUCAUAACCGGAGCACUCGAAAGGUUAUGCUCGCCUAUCCCCAUCCAGUUUUUUUUUAAAGUUCGAUGGCCUGCUGAAAUCACGCAUUUGCAAGCCUUUUCAGUCUAUCACAUGUUGUGGAAGCAAGCGUUUAGCGGCAAGAGAACUGUCGCAGACUCAGUCGGGAAUUCUCUGACUAUUCUCGCUUUAAAACAGAUCCAAAAGGACCACAAUCCUUAACCAGGAUCGAAAGCCGUAGUCCCUUCGAACUCUAAGCUUGCAUUCUACUUAAUUUUCCGUUUUUUGAGUAAAGAUGAAACCUAAAAAGCUGACUCCAAAAGACACUUUUCAGUCAUAUGGGAAAGCCUGUCGCGACGGCCUUAUCUAUCAAGUACCCUUAUCGGCGCUCAACAGCAAAAUUUGUCCACGUAUUUGUUGUCAUGAUUCAGACGUUGGGAGUGAUUUACGGUUGUCAUUAAGGAAGAGUAGAUUUUUUCCCGUCAGAAGGUUGACAAACAGGAUUUUCCAACGAUCAUGCUGUUUUCAGAGAUGACGAGGAACUAUUAAGCUCUUGCCCGACAGUUUCGCCGAAGCUUAGGAGUAUAUGGUAGAGAAUGGAUUCUUUAUGCAUGUGCCUACUAAACACUGCUACAGUCCAAUAAGUUUGCUCCUUAGGACUACAGUCAUGAAAACAUUAGCUCCAGUUUAGACGUUCAUGCAACAUCACACUGAAAUGGCCAUUUGGCCAGUACAGAGGCACGCCCCGAUAUUUCGUAAGCGAACCAGUUCGUUGUCCACGAACCAGGUGGCUAGUCUUCCAACCUUUGUAGACUUACCGACUUUCGAUAACCGUUCACCACCGCGAGCCCUGUUGACCAAGCCGAAGGCCGAUCGGCUCAACAAUAGCAUGAGUUGGGAAUCAGAAGGGCCAUACUCAGUCGCUACGCAGCGCACUGGAGAACCGUCUGCUCGACUGGAAAUGUUGAGGUGCUCAUGUCUCUGACAAUGUUGUAAGUAGUAUGUGACCUCAAUUACUGGUGCACUCUGGUCACUCCCAUUGUUUAUGAUCUUUUUUUGAGUACUUUCUUGCCUGUUUAGGCCCGCAGCUAGACUUUAGAGGAGUGAUCCUGUGGACUAACCGUAGCAGUUUACCCUCGAGCUACUGAUUUGCCCUUGAUCUGUGAAUAUAGUAGAGUUGACUAACAAUGGUAAAAGAACAGAAAUAGAAAAUCUCGUCUCCCUAUCUCUGUAAUCUUAGAUCUACGGUUCAUGUGGUAUCGAAGUAAUGUAGACUGGUCAGUCAGUAACAGCUGUUGACCAUGCUUUCGCCAACGUCCUGCUCGCUGUCACGUGCGUGUGUACUUAAGUCAUCUGACAAAAUCAAUACACGCAUGUUCUUUUUUCUGUACUUCCCAUUGUCUUAGUCUGCUCAUGACUUUGUAUCACCUUUCUUCUCUGGGAAUGGAGUCCACUGAACUUGCGUGGUUGCUGGAUGGAAUAUACUUCCUGUCCUGCCCUAUACUAAGUGGUCCUUGGUAAUGUUGGUUUUCAAUUGUCAUCAUACAGUCGCUCGCGGAGCUGGAAGCCAGGAUUCACUUACCCUAUUCUGCAGUUGAGAGCUCCAGCCAAUGAUUCCAGUGAUGGGUACUUGGACUUCGCUCCAGAUUUCAGAUGUUCUUGACUUGGGCUGGAGUUUGACUGGUUAACGACCUCAACUAAGAUUGAAAUGACCACCCCUCUGUCCCAUGCUGUUACCGGUAGUACAUCUGAGUCAGAGAUGCCGGUUGUGUCGUGUAAUUUGCUGUCCGGCUCCUGUCUGAUAUUUUCACUGGUCGUCAGUGGUCGGACUGCCUCUGCUGGGGUCGAUUUUCAGUUGCGAUCGAUUUUGUUGAUUCAUUUUUAUUUAUUUGACAUUAGAAGAUAACUGGAAAGGAAGGCUCACGAGUCUUCCCCUAAGCAAGAUUUUAACACUUCGAGCGCAGGAUUGAAGGACGCCUCUCUGUUAAUAAACUUUGCCUUCCCGCUUGGUUUCCACGUUCCUAAUCACCUGUCCAUUAAUUUUAGAUUGAAGAACUCGUUCGCGUGCUUGACAUUCUUGAUCGUCAGGACUUCAGUAUUGCGAAAGAGUUCUGUCCACUCGAAAGCCUCUUCAAGGAGUUAUUUUUAAUUUACAAGCCAGAUGACCUUCGAUGCGUUUAUUCUCUGGUGACCUUCCUCUGUCAGUGGGUUGUCUCACCAACGCGUACGGGGCUUCAUCGAGCUGUUGUCGUCGCCUGCCUUUUGGAACACUUCAAAUCUACCUAUCAGAGUGGAAAUCAAUUUUUUUUCCAGGAGUGUCUUAUUAAUUUUCUGGACCAGCAUGCCCCCAGCCCCGCGGCUAGCACCAGUACCGCCUACGAAUCUAGCUGUUUCCGCUCUUUAGUCUGCCUUUUUGGGGAGCUCAUCGACCGAGGCAUUUUCGACCACGACGCCUUCGUUCGGACUUUUAUUGCCAGAGGGAUUUUUGACAACAGCGUCCAUCCAUAUGCUCAGGAAUCCCUUGGCUGCAAUCAACUCAGCGCCUCAGGCCUAGCAGGCUCCAUGGGAAGUUAUAAUUUGCCAGGAAAUUCUACAAACCGGGCCACCACCAUGGGCUGUUCUAUCCUCCCUGCGACGAACUUAAGUGGAAAUUUUUCAAUACAGUCCGAGGUUUCUGAAGACAAUGACCGUAACAGUGUUGAAAAUCCAGAUUCCGUCCGCUCUGACUUUGGUGGCCUGUCUUCUGUCCCUAUGAUCACUCGCCAUAACUUUUCAAACUUGUCGACUGAACAUACCAAUCUUAACCACCAUUUCCAGUUUUUGAUUCACUUUCCCAUUCCACAAGAUCCAUCAUAUUCCCAUGAACACAAUCAACGAGCUCAGCUUCUUUACGGAACUAUGCGUGCACGAUGCAGAGCUAAGGAUAGAAUCCGCAAACUUGUACGUGACCUUACCAAAGUGUUUACCAAGAACACAUACCGACUCGAUGUUGUGCACGGGGAAAUGGGUAAAAGAAAAAAGAACAAGGAUCGCGACAAGGAAUCAGCGGCCUCUGGUGGGACGAAUCCCACUCACUUUCAGGGAGCUGCCAGUCAGCGUACAUCUAAGGAUACAAGGCCCUUGGAAGAAAUUCACGAUGAGCUUCUGCAACGGUACCGAUGCUUAUCUUAUUAUGACAUGGAAUGUGUAAUCUCACAGACUACACCCAUCUUUUUGAAAACGCUUUCUGGAAGUGGUGGAUCAAGUGCUUCUGUCAGUGGUGAUGCAAGUGACGUCUGUGGCAUUCCCGACCAACAUAGUCUUGCGCUGCCUCUGACCUCCUCUCCAGUGCAAAUGGCUCAAAAUUCUGGCCAUGGAAGUCUUUCCUUACCCUCGGCCUCAUCACAUGAGCCCGUAUACCUGCCUGUUCCGCAUACAAUUUUCCUAUUUUUUGAUAUGAUUGAAGCCUCCUUAAACCUUACCUGUCUCCUAGACACCGUUGUAGAAACUCUAGAGCGUCUUCAAGCCGCAAGUCCACGAUCACAAUUUAUGAGCUCCUACAUGUCUAUCGUGUGUCUUCGGAUUAUUGGCAUUCUGCGGACUCACCAGCCAGUCCUCAUGACUAUGAGUGAUUUGCAGCUCCGUGUGUUCUCGUGUUUAAUGUAUCAGGUACGCCAGGGAAAGGAGAAAGCUCAUUGCAAGCGUUGUAUUGUCGCAUACCUCAACGAUCUCCUAAAGGCGAGCUGCAUUGUCGCACGGGAAAAUAAUCGUUACCCCGAUCCUUACUCACGCAACAACGUCUUUUUACGUCCCUCGGAACACUUUGAAAGUGUAUUCGCAGUGUCUCGAAAUUAUGUUGAGGAGUUGCUCACAAACACAGGAGACAGCCGCGCCGCCUUCCGCGCCUGUAUUGAGGAUGUUCGGACAAACCCUCAGGCUCGAGUAAACUUCGUCUACAAAGCGCUUGUUGCCGUCAGUGACUCACGAACCUACGAGCAUCUUAACUACCUUUUUGACCUAUUCGCGGAACUUAUGUCACAAUGCAUUGACUUUCAGACCACCUGGCUUGAAGCCCUGUCCGCCAUAGUUGCUCCGCGCGCGUACGCUGAUUCCGGCGCUACAACCCUUGACAUGCCUGUGUGGCUUGAGAAUUCUCACAUUUGGGACAACCUGGCUUCACUUAUCGGCACACUUCUGGCCAAGCAGUGUCUGCCCACUUCGGAUUUUUUCGUGCAUUUUGUUUGUCAGGCCCUUGCCCAGGGUCUCGACCAGGGUUCAGCCCCCGUCGACUCUCAGCACGAGCCAACAGUCCGUUUCGCCUGCCACCUUCUCCAUCGUCUCUUCGCUGCAGAGCCGUGUUCCACAGGCCAUCUGGCCACAUCUGCGCCACUCGCAAAUACAGAUGCUGACCAGAAUUCUUCAACUCCUUCCUAUCCGCCUUUCAGAGUUUCAGAGCCGCUGCUACUCGCAGGGGCCCUACAGAAAGUGACAAAUGUGAUUUUCGUUGACACCCUGAAAAUGCUAAUGGUCCACAGUGACAAGGGUGUUCCGGAUACGGAUGAAUCGGAGACGGACAAGCGGUUGGACGACGAGGGCGACGGCAAAACAGGCAGUGUUAGGGUCUCUGAUCAGGAGGACAACUCUUCAGACAAUGACACUAGAGGUGAUUCUGCAUCCGACGACAAUGCUGAUUAUGGUAACAGUUCUGUCGACACCCUAGACGAUUUGGAUGCUGUCGAUGGCCCUACAAAGAGCCGUCGUAAGCGGCGCCGCGUGCAUCUGGCCUCAAAAAGCAAGAAGCGUCGUGGUCGAGGAGCUCGAAAGAAUGUACCAUCCUGUCACACGGCUAAUCGACGGGUUCUGCCAAACCGCAUACACCCCGUCACAUGCAACUACUUGACCACCGGUACGCCACCUACCGAUGCUGAGAUAAAAUCUCUGCGUCUUCGGGAUUUUGCCUAUCUUGUUCUGCGCGAAGUCUGUGUGACUCCAUGGGUAAGAGAAACGUGGUAUCGCAUAUCCUCCCUUCUCCUGCAAGAAAAGGUACUCAUUGACAAGGACUUCUCCCGUAGUCAGGCGCGCCACCUGCUUCACAUCCUCUAUCGGCCACAUGAUGUUAAGUGGGUUGAUACUGCCUUAAAAAACAAUAGCAUCGCUGACGCAAUGAUGGCUCUCCUAACUAAUCUGAGCAUCUGGACCCUCCACUCUACUUGGAUGGAGUUUGAACUGUUGUACAAGCAGGUGUCCUCGACACAGGAGGCUGACCCACUACCCUAUGUGGCUCAGUCCGUUGUCGAAAAUUUCAACGAACAGGCCCUGGAGUAUCUUAAAGGCGGAUCGUCUGAUACGGCCUCAGCUGGAGAGUUGCCCGAUGGCCUUCCAGACAUUGAGGUCCCCAAAAGCGACAGUAUUUGGCUCCUCUUGUCGCUGGUUUCUAAACUGCCGACACAGCUGAAAGUCUCAAUUGUGAAAACAACCUGGGAUGUGAGUUCCAGAAUUUUUUAAACUUUUGCGGAACCACCUUUUGCAUCCGUGCAUUUUGAUUUGAAAAUAUGUCCGAACUCUUAAUUCCAUGAAUCUGCACCACUCGAAUAGCACAAUCCAGUCAACCUUGUCUGGCCUUAACAACGUGAUAUCACCGGCAUUAACAACUUUAGUUCAAGAAAUUGCAGAAAUUUUAGCAUGCACUCGAAUACAAACGCUGCUUGCAGUAGUGACAUGUAUAAAACGCCGCCUCGCGUCAAUCCAUCCUCGGUUGACGACGUUGUUGUCAUAGCUAAUUGUACUCAAGGACACCAAUUCAAACAGUAUGUUUUUAUAUUAGUUUACCUGCAGUCGAUGACCGAGCUCAUGAAAUGUUGACUGCAACUCAGAUGCGUUUUCAUUUAGGAAGGAUUUUUUGAGUGAGUUUGCAUUAUUGAUUCUCGUGCAGCAUAGUCCUAGGAUAUUUCAGUUACGCCGGAGUGCGUGCUUUUGAACGCAUUUCUUUCGACCGUCUGCAAAAAUCGCGCUCUGUAAAAAAUGAGCACGCAUUUUUCCCAUCGUUUUUCGACGGCCUUGUGAAUUUCAACAUAUUUUGUGGUAAAAAUGCACAAAAUAUUCUUUCCUGUACCCGUCUGCUGGCAAAUCACAUCUUCGCAUUUCAUACUUGAAAAAAGGGUAUCUUUCAGUUUUAAAGUUUCUUUUGGAGAUUUCUUAAGAGCGUCCCAUUUCCAUUUAUAUAACAUCAUAUCGGUCCGUCUAUCAUGGUUCCUCCUUAAGUAUACGAUAGUCCAUAUCCGUUGCAAUAUUUUAUGAGCCGUUUAUGGUAUCUGCUUUGUCGCCUAAAGAAGUAUGUUUUACCUUACACGGGAAGUAUACUGCUUGUAGACUGAGGACUCUAAAGGCAAAGCCUACGGCUGAUAAAACACAAAGUUAUUCAGGUAUAAAAAACCUCCUAAGACCCUAAGACGCUCUUCAAGUAUAAAAUUCUAAAAAGACGUGAUUUGUUACCAAAUGAGUACAACAGAUAAUAUUCAUAUUGGAGUUUUCUAUAAAAUAUAUUUCAACUUAAAGGGACAUCGAGAAUCGGUGGAGAAAAUGCACAUUACUUGAAUAAUCAUUUUUUUACCGAGCGCGGUUUUUGCAGGCGGCCGAAAAGAAAUACAUUCAAAGGCCAGCAUCCUGGUGUGUCUAAAAUAUCACAAGAUUAUAUCGCAAGAUAAUCAGUGUUACAGCCUCACUUAUGCAAUCCAUUCUAAUCGAGAACGUAUUUCCAAAUUUCAGUUAAGAUUUCAUGAGAUCGGUCAGCGACUGCAAUUUCGAACAAAAUGUGCAGGAAGAAAUGACGAACAGACGAUCUUCCACUUUCUUUUAGGAAAUUUCGUCUUAAAAAUAACCAUUUUCAGCCGUGCAAUAUAUCGCCUUAAAAAUCACCUCGGAGUCUUUAAUUUUUUCGAAAUCUCUGACUGAGUAAACCCCUACCAGUAUUUUUAGAAAUACGGCUGUUUAGUAUACUAAUCACUUCAGCCUUACCGUAGCAAGUUAUAAUCUAUAAGGCGUCCAUUAUAUCAGCCUAUCGGCACUUAAAUAAGACAUUUCAAUGGAACUCGUUCAAAUCAUCUUGGAAUGCACAGGUUUUAAACGGAUAAAACUGCGACUUAUUCCUAAAACCAGAAUACAGCAUGUUUGGGACGAUGUAAAUUCCUGCUAAAAUACGGUAAGAACGGAUCGUUUGACAAUCCUUCCUAUUACAAAUUUAUCUCACGCAGGCGUUAAAACCUGAUCAAGAGGAAAACUGGAUCCCAGUUUAUCUUUCCCUUAUGGACAGUUAGUGAGAUGGACUUUGGUCAGGACAAUAAGAUAAGAUGACAUCCUCCCCGGUCGAAAAAUAGAGUGGCCAAGGUGUCGACAGAUUUGUUACUGAGGUUUUCAUAUAGCGCAUUUUAGACGUCUCUAUUACGAAGGCAGCGUGGAUGAAGGAUCGUUGUUUGACCACUAGCAUCGCACGAUUAUCGACAAGCGCCCCAGCAUUCUGCUUUCCAGCGGAACGGCUGUUGCUUUCCCGUUCAGUGUUGGUUGGGUGGUCAGGGAUAAUAGAAUGGGCUCUUGCAGUAAUGGUGUGGCCGUCUCCUGAUGGAAAUCACCGAUGUCUUUCACUCUUCAAGCAAGCAGUCAACGAAUACGGUUUUUCGUCUGCCAUUAGCGAACCGUAUGUGAGCAUAUUGGCGGUUGCAGCAGAGCAAAUAGACGCCAACGAGCAGAUCAUAUGUAGACUGUUGAACGCUCUCCUUCAACAGAACUCUACCAGAAGGGGUUAGGCACAUGGGACUGAUGGUUCUGGUCGUACUUGCCGUAGUUCGCAGUAUGUCUACUCGUUUCCUCUAUCUUGAAAUAGGAGUAACAUCACCGGGUGUGUGCCUGUUGAUCGUUUGGCUAUGAUCAACAACCACCCGUUUUGUGCUUUUUAUUGGCUGCAGCCAGGUCUUCGGUGGGAUUUUCGGGCUUCCCAGUUAUUUCAGAACACUGCUAUGAAAGACGAACUGUAACUCAGAAUUUUCUGUGUCCAUAGAGACCUUGAAAUUAUUCCCGUUGGUCUGUAGUUUGACCAUUGCGUCUGAAAGACAGUCAGGAGCAGCGGCCGAUGCUACAGCACAAAUGGUCGGAUGUGUAGAGGAAGAGAAGACCUUCGGUUUCGUGAUGCCGCGCAAACUUUUUGGAACUGAUCCUUUUACUGCACCCCCUGCAUAACGUGUCGCAUGCGGGACACUUCCAACGAGAAUACUUGUCGCAUCCACAAAAGAAACUUGCUAUGCGAGGAACCGAAAGCUACUGUCGGAGAAACAUAGCCCUAUUUGUCUGGCUCCAUAAUUCUGACUGUGAGUAUAAAAUUUUCGAAGCGUGCGGAACUGGUGGCUCCACUGUUUGGAAGCGUCUGGGGCAUUUUACUGACAUUGAAUCGUACCGGCCUGGGAACUCGACCCACUGUUGAAUUGUACGAUAAAUUGUUGUAAUCAAAACGGCUACAAGCACGCGAGUGGGAAAGUACGAACAAAACUGAUUAGAAGAAUCUGAAAGAAAGAGUACCCUGGCAUAUGGCUUUCUUAAUCGGUGUAUCGGGGCUAAAACACGAAAUAGAACAACAAUUAGUGAGAUGGAAUUCGUCAGGGCAAUAAGUUGGCACUAUACUAGCAUACAUGCUGGUUUGAUGGACUGUAGGAUCAGCGACACAGGUCGGUAGUGAUCACGGCCAAAAGGCGUUUGCGGCAAGAUAGAGUUGCACUGCCUCGUAAAACUGAUCGCGCGCGGCAGAAGGUAAAACGGACACUCUGUCACAUGUAGCUCUAUAAACGGCAUUGAUGCUGGUUUUUAGAACUUCUGCUUGCCACGGCUCGAUGGGAGGAGACUGGUCUGAUAUUUCCGUGGGACAAGUUUCACUCUCAUGAAAGUCAUAGGCAUAAUUUUAAGCUGUCUGCUUCAAGUUGACAUUAAUUUAUCCCGAGGGGUGCCUUAUUUCGGGCAGGGAUGCAGCUCGAAAACAAUUUGGUCUUCCCAGCGUUUAUGGAUAAACCGGCGGGCUUAUCGAUCUAAUUCAUCCGUUAAACCACUGACUGUAGAUUGCCGAAGUUUAAAGCUAACAGGGCGAUAUCGUCUGUGUAAUGGAGAUCAGUCAGCUGGCAUCCGGGCGCAAACUCAAUACCGUCAAAAUCUUGAAGGGCCCUCCCGAGAAUCCAGUCAGUGGUGUAGUUGAAUAGGAUAGACAACAGGAUUCAACCUUAACGAACGCCAGAUCGAAUAGUGAACGGUUUAGACAGAUUUUUAUAGACCAGAACCGGCGCAGUGGUAGAGUGCCAGUAGGCCUUGAUCAUGGCGAUGCUUUUUACCGGCAUACUAUCUAGCUCUAUUACCCGCCACAGGGACUCGCGAUGGACGGAAUCAAACGCUGCUGCGAAGUCAGCAAAGCAGACGGCGUCGGUUACUGGUAGCCAUGGCGGAACCCUAGAGUACGGCGCACUGUACGCUUCCACACCCCAGCUUUGUUGGGUCUCAUCCUUAAUUCACGCAUAUCCUGAAGUCGCUGGUAAAUGACGUCAGCAACGUCCGUCAGGCUUAUGUCACGGCAGUUAUCGCACUUUGUCUUAUCUCUGUUCUUGAGGGUAGGAACAAGGAUACCUAGACCCCAGUCAUCAGCGUCAACUUAAUCUACCCAGGCUUCCUCAAUCAUCUCGUGGCGACAGGGUGCCAGUAUCAACACAGGACUUAAAGAUGCCGUCCUCUCAGAGUGUCUUUUGAUUGUGAAGCCUCUGUAUUGCGUCGGUAAUUUCACGCUGAAGAGGUAUUACAUGAUACUACAUAGACUGAAGAGGGAUAAAAGUCUACUGCAAGCGAGAGCGCGGAUGUUAUGGUUUGGUCAUCGAAGUUAAGAACGCGCCCGGAGUGCUCGCCGACACUCGACCUUGACAAAGUUAGGACUGAAGUCGCCGUCCCCGUCGUAGACAGGGUCACUCCGUGCAGAGGGCUUGCCAAUAACCUGGCAGAUAAUUUGGUUGUUUCGUAUUGUCAUCAGCGUUUGGGGCCACUCUACAGACUUUAUAAAGCAAGUGACUAGCGAAUGUUGGCGGUCACGGUAAAAUUUAAAAAAUAAAGUGUGGAUGUUCAAUUUGCACACUCAUUUGCAGCCCCGACGCCCAUUUGACUGACUUCCAUCCGCGCACCAUGGGCACAGGAGCAGCCCAAUGAUGAUAAUGGCAGGCAUCCUCACAACCCAACAGUCUUCACUUGUUGCUGUAGCUCUCAUAUCUGUUUUUCUUCCCAUUUCGCUUGAAGUCCAUCACCAGCACGACCCCACCGUAAUCAUGUGGUGCAAUCUCAUCGCUCCAUGCACGUUCACUCAAGACAUAAAUUCUGACGCACUCGGCGUAGCCGAGGCGCUUUGUUCCAGGAAGCGAAGGUCACCUGGUGCUGUAGGCCGAAGGACGAAACUUGAACUACGGGGAUGCAGCUAAAGAAGGGUACUUUCUAGUAAUCGAAAUCGGAGAGACCUCAUGAAAAUAUUAUAGUGGCUAGGACCGUAGCAAGCACACGAGAGGGAGAUCACGAACAAAUCAGGAUGCAAGAAUCAGAACGCGAACACCCUAUAAUAUGGCUUUAUUCAUCUUACAAUUUACGUACUGGAACUAAAACGAAAAAGAAAAGUAGUAGUAGUACCAUGAUACAUAGGCCAACGUUUUAUUUUGAUGCAGUCAUCAGCACAAGAAUCACCAUUCUCGGAUAAACAGAAUCGAUUAAUCUGAGGGAUCUCCUGUCAGAAUUUUCGAGUUUUAGCGCCAGUCAUUUUGGUGGGCCCCACCAAUUCGUACGCGACAAAGACCGAAUAUUGAAGAUUUGAGAAUCACUUCCAUGUCGCAGUGGGCUUUGUCGAGCCAUCUUUUGGACCAACUUACAGUCAGCCAUCGGCGUCAAGUGAGGAACAACAACGCUGAACUCGCGAGGCGGUCGACGCAAGUCGUCUCUAAGCCGUCUCAACUGUCCCUCUUAGAUGACCCAGGAAACUUGGAGCUUCGUUGUAGGGCGUGCCGAUUGUCUCAUUCGAGACGAAAUCGGUGCAUUUGACUUUCAGGCAACUGUAAUCAGAAACCUCCAGCUUGUGCCAGUUUUUCUCGCUCACAACCAUAUAGGAGCACUAAACGAGAGGACGUUCUGUGCAGACACAUCUUUGUGGCAACGGAGAUAUUGUGAAGGUCCAUAUACACUUUAGGUCUGCGAAAACUGCCAGUUGCUCAUUCAUACAAACACAUCCGUGACGUACUCAUGGACCGUCGUACUACAUGGGUAUGAUGUCCUGCUGUACUGUAUGUCCAGUUUAACUGUUCAUCGCAUGGGCGCUAUUACCUUUAAAAUACAAACCUAGAGGUUAAGACAGCCCUACAUGGCGUUUUAUUUUUACUGGUGAUUUGUUUCAAUACCGCUAAUACCUCUUUCUUUUGCUCACGGCUUCCGUUUUUUCGGACGAACCAUGAUUCAUUUGUUUGUAGGCAAGUUGUAGAAUUUUGUUCAGAGGGAGUUGUGGACACGAAAGUGGGUCUCAUGCGCCGAUCGAAAUUUACGAGAUCGGAUUUAACAAAUUUGUAAUUAUUUCCCAGUUAUUCGUCCCUAGGUGGCUGGUCAUCGCUUUCUUCUCAAUGAAGCAUCUUCGCUAGGUUAUUUUCGUCAACUUGCCAGUGACUAGUAAUAGGAGAGCGAAGAAACUCUUUGGAAAUAAGAUUCCGGAGUGGAUUGUCAGUGUUUAAUCUGAUUAUCCCCUACCAUUCCUACUUCCAGCGCACCGACCGCGUACUUGCUUACUCGCCACUUCUAUGACACAGCUCACUUGAGCAGACUGUGCAUGUAGUAUGUAUCGAAACUCGGGAAAGACUGACUGAAGUCGUCGGCUCCACCGGCCAUUUGAUUACGAUUUCAACGUAGAAUAGAUGACGCAUGAUCCAAGAUUGAUUCAUGCAGGGUAUUAUAGGUCGAGAGUCCAGCAUCUUGUUCUAGCCACAGUCGGGAAAGACCAGGGCUUUUCCAUUGAUUUUUGCUGCUGGCACAAAUUCACUUCAGAAAGUAUGCACAUAAUCUUCACAUCUCGCAUUUGUUUUGUGUGAGAUUGCCCAGUUGGGCAUGGGACCCUCCACCAGUACUACAGGUUUUCUCGCGCUAAACCUCAGAGGGGGUUAUUGUUUCUGUGUCUUUACUCCAACCCGAACCCCCCCCCACUAACAAUAACCCUCAUAAACCUAACCCUAACUCUAACCCUUUUACUGAUCCGAACUCUAACACCCUGAAAUUUAGGAAAAGGUCACCUCUCAUACGUUGGGGCCCAUAUUCCCAUGCCCAACCGAUUGUCUCUCUCGAAAUUUGCGCUUGAGGGAAGGGAUUAUUUCGAUUUUAAUUAUGCAAAUUUACGAGACGUUUCUUGUUUGCUGUUGUUAAAGGUCCGCAUCCUGCUCAAAAAGCAUCAGACGCAACCCAUGCUUGUUAUACUGUUCCAUCCACAUUAGGAUAUCCCGUCUUAUGAAACUGAAGUGAUCUCGUGAUUUGCUUCUAGUUUUGUAAACGUUAAUAGCACGUGAAACAUAAGUGACGUCUCAAAGCGCACACUAAUCGGAGGUCAAUUGUAAAACCGGAACAUUCCCUUUUGACAAAACGUGAAGAAAUCGGUCCCUGCAUUGUAUAUAUGAGCAACAGAAUUUUACUACCCAUUUGUAAUUGAACCAAUUCACGAACCGAGAACCAAUAUGAAAUAUGUGCACCAAAACCUUUGAAACAUUGCCCAGGACGCCUUUUGUGCUUUCGUAUGGAAAAUGAUUAUUUAGGUGGGACCGCGAAACCGAAUGCCAGUCAAGUUGCUACACGCAAAGCCACUGCAUGAAGAUUGUGUGCUUUCUCCCUGGAUCUCGAAGCCUGUGUGGAUUCUAUCGUGUUUGUAAGGGGAUAAACAAAAAGUCCUUUUAAUCAAUCACUUUAUGGACAUUAAAUCAUCUUCGGGUUUUGUAUGUUCCUCAAAUUGGCUAAUUCCUGCAUAUUUUCAAACAACUUGCGUUUUUGCGAGUUCCGCGGACGUUCAAGCUGCACUAACUACAUUUUCUUAGAGGAAGAUUGACACAGCCCUACAUGUCUGCAAUGAGGCGUCUGGUGCUCGUUAAACGCUGCAAUACACGUGGACCCGGUUGCAUAUUAAUGCUCAUAUUAGAAUGUAUGUCUGAAAAAAUCCUUAAUUACAGGGACUUUGAAAACAGACGCACCUUUGAUUUAAAAAAUAUUGAAGAAAUCAUACUUUUCCAAAAAACGAGUAUGAAACUUGAAAUCUUAGUGCAUCCUUCUCAACGGUCUUGAGAGAAUUUAAAAGGCAUCAAAAUGAAUUAAAAAGAAUACGCCCUUCUUUUAAGUAUUUAUUUUUGCGAAGUCUAUUAGUGCGGGUAGUUGUGAUGUUUCUUGUUUGAGAGCUGGCAUCCAGACGUACAUUCAUUAUCCUUUGAUUGCGUUACAUGUUAUCCACCCAACUCUGUUUUUCCGAACUUGUGAGCUUUCAGUUUUUUGUGCAUGCUAUAUGUAGACUUUUCCCCUAGCCUUUAAGAUUGGCACUUAAAGACAGGUAGGAUGCCGCCUAUUUAUUAAUCUGGGAUUUAUUUUUAACUUAUUCAUCAUGGCUAUCUCGGUUGAGUGAUAUAUUCUUUUUGAAAGUGCAUGUAAGCAUUUUGGACCUACUGUAUAGUGACGACAGUGGUUGCUUAGUUUCGCCCUUUACCGUCUUCAAUCCUCUAUAGCGGCUAAAUAUUCUGCGUUCUUGUAAAUUGCUUUUUUCGGAUUUCUUCAUAUAGGGUCGUCUAGCGUUCCCUGCCAACGACUUCACAUUUGAUUUCAUCAUCACCUUUUUCCAAGACAUGUACUAAUAAAUUAGAAGUGUACUUACAGAAGUGGUGUGGUUGUAAAGUGUCCUGCCCCUACUGUUUGUGUUGGGAACGUAGCUUUAGAUAUGGUACCUGGGACCACAAGCUACUAAUUUCGGGAUGCGAACAUGCGGGGGCGUUGGGCAGACGAUUGUCACGACGCCCACGGUCACCGGAAGAGUGGGGGUAUCAAAAAAGAGCGUCGGGUAGACGCUUCGCAGGUACAACUUGUCACAUGUCCAACUCCUACGCGAGUCAUCACUGAGUUUCCCAAACUACAUUAACAUGCUAAACACGUUUAUAAGGUGCAUUGGCAUGACUUUUCACAUCCUCGGUGUAUCCUUCCAUCGACGAUACCAAACAAACUCAUCAACCCCGUCUGUUUUUAAACUGAAGAUCUAUUUUUUCAGGUGACGUCGGAUCGUGGACAUUCUUAAUACCAAAGUUCGCGUGUAUUUCCAAAAAUUUCAUAAUCAUACUUUUUUAAAAGAACAAACGCCCUGAUUUUCCGAGAAGCCAUUCAUAUCCUUGAGAGAAUAGGCGCUUUCUUAUGCCCAACCGUCAGUCACAUCGAGCUUUUCGACGCCAGGCAGCAACUGCAUAACCAUUUACUCAAACAUCCUAACCGGAUUGCCCUUCUUUUUAGAUUCUCCGGAGCAUUAAACAAUUCCUGCGACACAAAAACGACGAAGACAAGGAAAGAGUUGUGCUCAGGCAUUCAGUCAUACUGGCUCAUCCGGCAUUCUCAGCCUUGCUGCAGGUCUGCAUGCAGGAAACUGACUCAAUCGACUACCUCUACGAGCAAGUCGAUUUUUUCCUCGCCAACGCUAAGGAGACACGCGACCGGAUGCCGGAAAACUUACGCACCCGCCACGUCUUGCAGGAGUGUCUCAGUCUACGUUUGGCUCUGGUGGGCAGAAGGCUGUGUACCGAGAUGGAUACCGAGCGCAUUUCUCGUUGGGCAGUCCUCUUAGCUCAGCUUAUCGGUUUUGGUGUCACGGAGCCUCACUCCAAUCAGACCCUCUUUUUCACCUGUCUUGACAUGCUGCACACUCUGGUGCACAAUCUGGUUGCAAUGACCGGUGCCGAGAGCAAAGUCUGCGUGAACUUAAACCGCCGGAUCCGUAAAGAGCUUGCUGACCGUCACUUCACCGCCGGUAUCGAGUAUAUCAAACCACUCCUUUUCAUCGGUCGCUCUGGCUACUCCUUCAUGGUAGUCAAUCCGCUCGGCGGGGGGCCCGGCGGCGGAGGUCCUGGCGCUGGGAACCGCGGUGAAGGUGGCAGUGGGACUGGGAAGCUUGGAGGCAGCCUAAAGUCAAGCAAUUUAAAAAUGGGCAGCAAGUCAUCCUCCUCUGCUGCCUCAUCUUCGUUUUCUUCCAGCGGCUGCGGCGGUAGUCGAGGUCUAGGUAGCUACGGCCUGACCACUGGUUCAGGACUGAAGUCAUUCUCUCGCAAGCGGGGCUACGUCUUUAGCGGCCGUGAGCGCCUAGCACCCUGGGAUGUAUACGAUCCAAAUCGUCGUCUCCAGCUGUUGUCGAUGUGUGGCGCCGUUCCAACCGAAGCCAGUCUCACACGUGUGGAAGAGCAAGCUAACCUCUUGGUCAGCCAUGAGCAUCCUAUACGCAUGCGACGUUCCCCGGAAUUUUAUUUUCACUCAAUAUUCCCGGAACCUGAGAACGAAGACGUUGCGACUUCGACCGCGACCAUAGCCUCCCCUGAGAACAAAAAUUUUUUGGUUCAUGGCUCUCCCUCUAAGCGUGCUUCUCAGCAGCAACGGUCAUCUCCAGAGAGUGGUGUUCAGUUCAACGUAAAUCCCUCCGUUCUUGCUCAAAACCGACCCCCAGGUCAGCCUCCAUCCUCAUCGGGGCUUUCCUCUAAGACUAUGAACAGCAGGUCCGACAUGGGACGUGUCUUCAACAACGGCGGGAACCAACAACAACCCCCGCCUCAACAAUCGUCAGCGCCUCUCCCAACGCUCAUGUCUACACCCUUCGUAUCUCAUGGUGGACUAAUGCAUGGUUGGGAAAAAGUCCCGGGCAUUCGUGGCACGCAGAACGCAGUAGGUCCGCCAAACACCCAGGUACCCAUGGGCCACCCUCAACAACAGCAGUCACCUGCCAAUUGUUCAGUGACCCGCCGUAAGCGCAGUAGAACGCAACUCACAACAACAGCAACUGCUGCCAACGGUCAACCAAACGUUGCCCUUGUCAGUCGUGGUGGGACACCCGACUUCACAACAACCCUCAGCGCCAAGGAGAUUGGUUCGAAUGUUGCUGGCGGGUUGGCACAACAGCAGCGGCCUCCUUCCGGUGACUACUCUCUUUCAAUGGCGCAGCCGCUCAACGCCAAGCUCACCGGCCGUCCAUCGCCACCACCUGACGCUAUGGUAUUUGAGGAAUCACGCCUUCCCCCCUCUUCAAUGUCCGCAGCUUCUGCCCAGAUGACCGCAUUCCGCUCUUUACAACCGCCACAUACGGCUGUCUCGAUGCCCCCGCCCAUCUGCACUGAUUCGAGUAGCAUGAUGAUGAUGAUGGAUCACUUCCGUGGUAAUGUGAAACUGACAGACGCUUAUGCGGGUAUAUGUGGCGGCGUUGGCAAUCAACAGAUGAAUAACUUCGCUUCGCCAGCUCCUGCUACUGCCGCUGCCGCCAUGGCAUCCCAACAGUCUAGCUCUGGUGUGAAGCGGAAGCGGCCCUCUGUAAGACGCUCCUCGAACCCGCAGCAGCAGAAAAGUUCAACUCCGCCAGUUGGCGGUCCUUACGCCACGCCGGACAACGGACCAGGGAACAUGCGAACCGGCGCUAAGUCAAAACAGCAACAAUCCCUCGGCGGCAACUCUGCCUAUCCCUCUAAACCCUCCAUGACCGCGACUGCAGACUUGUAUGCCUUCGAUGCUGGCGGUGGCCCAGUGGUAAACACACCACGCCCGGGUGUCUGGCAACACUCCCAACAGCCUUCCUCAAUGAUGGGUCAAAGAGGUACGCCGGCAUCUGUUGCUUCCACCCUCUCUUCCGUUGCUGCGGUCAGUCGAUGUCCACCCAACCAGCGUCCGCCACCCCAGGUAGUUGGAAUGUAUGGUGGAAAACAGCAGCAAAAGCCAGUUGACACUAGUGGUAUCGUUGUGACUCCACAGAAGCUCAUGAAUCAACAACAGCGGUCCCUACAUUACUACCCCGUUCUAGUUGAGGACGAAAGUCCAAACUUCCAACAGCAACAAAUGAUGUCACAAGAUUCAGCGGGAUUUGUCUCUAAUUCACAGGCCAUUCCAGCCGACUACAACUCCUUUCAGGGCGUUGACACCGCCUCUGCCAGCCAGGAUCAGAUGAGCGGCUACAUCAAUGUGACCGCCUCGUCGACUGGCGAAGACCCUUCUGGAGUCGGUGGUGGCUUACUGGACAGUAUGUCACAGCAGCAGCAACCGAUACGGCGCGGUCCUCUUCAACAACAGCCUCCAAACUGCGCCCUCAUGACUAUGGGGCAGAACUCUCAACAUUCCGUCCGUUACCAACAACAACAGUCCGAUCAGGUCCUCUACGGCCUAAAUUCACAACAGUUGCAACAGCAGGUGCCUGACCCCCCUCCGUAUCCCGCCGGCGGUCGUUUGCAGGAACAACGGCAAGUCAAGAUCUGCAUGAGCCAGAACGUCCCUCUUCAGACGCCCGAUGGGUUACCUCCAACUGGCAUGCAACAACAACCGCCCCAUCUCAUGCAUCCACCGAACAGCGGUGUGUCCUGGAAUUCUGGUUAUGUUUUCCAACCGCAGCGUCAAAGUAUGCCCAAUGUCGCCUUUCCGAAGCAGCAUCAGACGCAACAGUCACGGACCGUUUCGCCCCAACAACCGCCCCCCAGCAGCCUCGCUUCCCAACACGCACAAGACCAGAUCCCCCCCUCUGCCUGCCACACUGUCCAAUAUCUACAUUACGAGGGCUACCGUUAA
Spirometra erinaceieuropaei is the source of this 18598-nucleotide messenger RNA. The record is from the annotation of a GenBank genome assembly. NCBI's taxonomy places the organism in Eukaryota, Metazoa, Platyhelminthes, Cestoda, Diphyllobothriidea, Diphyllobothriidae.